Messenger RNA from Drosophila gunungcola (fruit fly), 2141 nucleotides. RefSeq names its product GPI transamidase component PIG-T (gene PIG-T). The transcript is spliced from 2 exons. Lineage: Eukaryota; Metazoa; Arthropoda; Insecta; Diptera; Drosophilidae. Gene Ontology annotation, cellular component: GPI-anchor transamidase complex. The coding region runs from base 124 to 2043 and encodes 639 amino acids. Gene Ontology annotation, biological process: attachment of GPI anchor to protein. The record is from RefSeq and is a predicted model, not a curated record.
ACAGACGUGAUACGGUCCGUCCUUGUUUUUAAUAAAAAUACAAAUAACAAUUAAAAACAAUUUGUAUAUUAAACGGGUGCCCCAGACAUCGGCGAAAGGAUUUGGAACUGCAGAUGGACCAGGAUGUUUCCGGAGGCGCUUGUCUUGUUGUUGCUGGUCGCCUUUAAUGCCGGUUCGUGUUCUUCGCUGGGAAAGGAUGACGAACGAUUCCACGAGGAACUGGUGGUUCGCCCACUAUCCGGUGACCAUGUCAACACCUAUUUCCAGUUCACCACCCGCUGGCAUUACGGGGAAAAGGAUAAUCUUUACCACACCCAAUUGACGCCUCGUGUGAUUGCGGAGCUGCUGCAGCAGUUUGCCGUGAAGGAGCUGCACAUUGGGCUGACCCAGGGACUGUGGCGCUACGAGACGUGGGGCUACCCCAUUGUGGAGGCCACCAGCGGGGCGGAGAUGUGGGCGUGGUUCAGCGGCCGCAAUCUGACCAAUGGCGAGGUGGACCGCCAGUGGAAGGAGCUGGCCAACGUGUUCUCCGGCGUUCUCUGUGCCUCCUUGAAUUUCGUUGACAAUACGAACAGUAUUGCGCCGCGGCACUUGAUCCGUCCACAGUUCAUGCCCGCCAAUGGCCAGAGAUUCGUGCGAUACUCGACGCUGCCGCGCGAGAUCGUGUGCACGGAGAACCUGACGCCGUGGAAGAAGCUACUGCCCUGCGGCAGUGCCUCCGGCUUUGCAUCGCUCCUCAAUUCGGGCCAUGUGCACAACACCAAGUACCAUUCGCUGGGCCUGAAGGUGCGGGUGCUGUGCGAGGACCACGACGAGGACAACUGCAUCGUGGAGCUGACACAGACCGCCAAUUUGGUCUACGAUCUGCGCCUGUUCGAGCUGAGCAACAAUGACUUCUCGCUGCGCCGCCUUUUCGGCAUGGGACUGAAUGGCUUCUGUGAGCUGGCCGCGAGCUCCAAGAUCUAUGUGCAGCGCAACGAGCAGGGCGAGCGCUUCCAACUGGUGCCGCCGCCCACGCAAGAGGAUGUGCGUAGCACCCGCGGUGGCCAUAGUGUGAUCUACUCCGUCUACGACAUGCACGAACAGUUCAGGGAUGCCGGCGAACGGCUGUUCAAUGUGGCCUGGUUGUCGCCGAAGAGCGAGAAUCGCCGGCGCAAUCUGGCCAGGCCCUCGCUGCCGCCCGUCACGGUCCAUCGAUAUCUUCUGGGGCAUGGCCAGGAGCGGGGCAGGAUCGUCACCGAGGUGACCAAUUCCCACUACGAUGCCCUGCCCAUUAUGGUGCAGGAGAUGGUGCCGUGGUAUGUGCACGCCUACCUGCACACCCUCUCCAUCCGAAGGAAACCGCAACGGGUGAAUGAGUACGGUCGCCAGCGGCUGCCCUUCAAGCUGCUCCACUACACGCCCGGCAAGCAGCGGGAGUUGCCCUCCCACCUGGAGAUCGGCUUCAUGCUGCCCGGCCAGACCUCCGCGCUGAUCACCAUCGAUGUCGAUUAUCUGCUGCUCAAGUGGCUGGAGUAUCCGCCGGAUGCGAAUCACGGCCACUACAUUGGCGCGGCCAUCGUGUCCAGCCAACUGCCGAUGGGCCGCAACUACACCGCUCUGCCGCCGGAGGGGCAUCUCUUCGAGCACUCGUUCAAUGCCACGCGACCCAGCUAUGUGUUGAGCCUGCACACGGAGGCGCUGAUUGUGUCGCUGCCCACGCCCGACUUCAGCAUGCCGUACAAUGUGAUCUGUCUGGCCUGCACGGUGGUGGCCCUGGCCUUCGGACCCAUCCACAGUGUGGCCACCAAGAUGAUCAUUGUGGGUCGUCAGGCGUCGGCGCCCAAGAACUUCAUCAAGAAGAUCCUGAACAAGAUCUUUCGACGCGGCAAGGCAGGCGAUCAGGCAGCAGCAGUACCGCCAGAAGCUGCAGAAGAAGUGGCCUUAAACGCAGCCCUAGCAUCGGGAUUGGGAUCGAGUUCGUCGAGAGCAACCACAUCAAGAGCGGGUGGUGACCAGCCGCUGCUGGAAGAUCUCGACGAGGAGGAGGAGGAGCAGGACUAGGAGGUGAAAAACACAACAGCAGCCACGGGAGUCGUGAUAAGCUCCCACCGAAAAAAAAAAAACCUUUUUAAUUCCAAUAAAAUAAAUUACAGAAAGUA